Onychomys torridus (southern grasshopper mouse) is the source of this 4841-nucleotide messenger RNA. RefSeq names its product ATP binding cassette subfamily C member 10 (gene Abcc10). Gene Ontology annotation, molecular function: ATP hydrolysis activity; ABC-type transporter activity; ATP binding. Gene Ontology annotation, biological process: transmembrane transport. The coding region runs from base 84 to 4577 and encodes 1497 amino acids. Lineage: Eukaryota; Metazoa; Chordata; Mammalia; Rodentia; Cricetidae. The record is from RefSeq and is a predicted model, not a curated record. Gene Ontology annotation, cellular component: membrane. The transcript is spliced from 21 exons.
GCGGUCCGGGCGAGGGGGCGGAGUUUGGCUGGGACAGUGUAGGGAGCCCUGUCACUCUCGGCUUUCACCCGGGUGAGGGGUCUAUGGAGCAGCUCCUGGCCCAGCUGUGUGGCACCGAUGCGGCGCGACCGCUCCCGCUGUGGGAAGGCGACACCACGGGCCACUGCUUUACCCAGCUGGUGCUCAGCGUCCUUCCCCAUGCGCUCCUCGCCGUCCUCAGUGCCUGCCACUUGGGCACUCCAAGGACUUCUGAUUACAUCCCACCUUUCAGUCCUGGCUGGCGCCUCCGACUCACAGCUUCCUUCCUUCUGUCUGUCUUCCCGUUGCUAGACCUCCUUCCAGUUGCUCUGCCCCCAGGGUCCCGCCCAGGGCCCAGAGGGCUAGAGGUGCUGGCAGGAUGCGUGGCAGCUGUGGCCUGGUUCACCCACAGCCUGGCCCUGUGGGCAUUGGUUCAUUCCCAUCAUGGCCGCUCCCGUGGACCCUUGGCCUUGGCCCUGGCAGCCUUCCUACCAGCUCCAGCCCUGGUGCUGACUCUGUUGUGGCAUUGCCAGCGAGGCACGUUCCUGCCCCCGCUUCUCCCAGGACCUCUGGGCCGCGUCUGUCUUCUUAUUCUGCAGCUGGCAGCAGUCUUGGCCUAUGGACUGGGCUGGGCAGCCCCUGGGGGGCCACGAGAGCCCUGGACUCAGGAACACUUCCUGACCUCUGAGAGUCAGGAAACAGAGGUGGCUGAAGAUGGAGAGAGUUGGUUGUCACGUUUUUCCUAUGCCUGGCUGGCACCCUUGCUUGCUCGCGGAGUCCGUGGAGAGCUCCGGCAGCCCCAGGACAUUUGCCGACUCCCCCGAAGGCUGCAUCCUGCUUACCUGGCCCGUGCCUUCCAAGCACACUGGAAGGAGGGGGCCCAACUGUGGAGGGCCCUGUAUGGGGCCUUUGGAUGUUGCUACCUAGCCCUUGGACUGUUGAAGCUGGUGGGAACCAUGCUGGCAUUCUCUGGGCCUCUGCUGCUCUCCCUACUGGUGGGCUUCCUGGAGGAAGGGCAAGAGCCCCUAAGCCACGGGCUGCUCUAUGUCCUGGGGUUGGCCAGUGGGGCUGUGAUAAGUGCGGUGCUGCAGAAUCAGUAUGGGUAUGAGCUCCGGAAAGUGACGCUUCAGGCGCGGGGGGCUGUGCUGAGCAUCCUCUACCGGAAGGUCUUGCAGCUUGGGCCUAGCCGCCCUCCCACUGGGGAGGCCCUGAACCUACUGGGCACCGACUCCGAGAGGCUGCUUAACUUUGCUGGCAGCUUCCAUGAGGCCUGGGGCCUGCCUCUGCAACUGGCCAUCACCCUCUACCUGCUGUACCAGCAGGUGGGCAUGGCCUUCGUGGCUGGGUUGGUCUUGGCACUGCUGCUGGUACCCAUCAACAAAGUGAUUGCCACCCGCAUCAUGGCCAGCAAUCAGGAGAUGCUGCAUCUCAAGGAUGCCCGGGUUAAGCUCAUGACAGAGCUGCUGAGUGGCAUUCGAGUCAUCAAGUUCUUCGGGUGGGAGCAGGCUCUGGGGGACCGAGUAAAGGCCUUCCGGUCUCAAGAGUUGGGACGACUCCGGGUCAUCAAAUACCUGGACGCAGCCUGCGUGUACCUGUGGGCUGCUCUGCCUGUUGUCACCUGCAUCAUCAUCUUCGUCACCUAUGUCCUCAUGGGGCACCAGCUCACUGCCACCAAGGUGUUUACGGCACUGGCGCUGGUAAGGCUGCUCAUUCUUCCUCUCAACAACUUCCCCUGGGUGAUCAAUGGCCUCUUGGAGGCCAAAGUAUCCUUGGACCGGAUCCAGCGGUUCCUCGACCUUCCAAACUACAAACCUGAGGCCUACUACAGCCCCGAUCCCCCCACAGAGCCAUCCAUGGCACUGGAGCUGCAUGAAGCCCUGUUCUCCUGGGACCCAAUUGGCACGAGCCAGAAGACCUUCAUCAGUCACCUCAAAGUGAAAAAGGGCAUGCUGGUGGGCAUCGUGGGCAAGGUGGGCUGUGGGAAGAGUUCGUUGCUGGCCGCCAUCACUGGGGAGCUCCACAGGCUCUGUGGGUCAGUGGCAGUGUCAGGACUGUCCAAAGGCUUUGGACUGGCUACCCAGGAGCCCUGGAUCCAGUGUGCCACCAUCCGAGACAAUAUCCUCUUUGGGAAGGCAUUUGAUGCCCGGCUGUACACGGAGGUGCUGGAGGCCUGCGCCCUCAACGAUGAUCUCAGCAUCCUGCCCUCCGGAGACCAGACAGAGGUGGGAGAGAAGGGUGUGACCCUCAGUGGGGGACAGCGGGCCCGUAUUGCACUUGCUCGUGCUGUCUACCAGGAGAAAGCAUUCUAUCUCCUUGACGACCCCCUGGCUGCUGUGGAUGCAGAUGUGGCCAACCACCUGCUACACAGGUGCAUUCUGGGAGUGCUGAGCCACACUACCCGGCUGCUGUGCACCCACCGCACUGAGUACCUGGAAAGGGCUGAUGUGGUGCUGUUGAUGGAGGCCGGGCACCUGGUCCGAACAGGGCCUCCCUCUGAGGUUCUGCCAUUGGUUCAAGCUGCCCCCACAGCCUGGGCUGAGGAGGAACAAGUGACUGACUCAGGCAAGUCCCUGUCAGUACAGAAGAACCCAGAGAAAACAGCAGAGGGGCUGGAGGUGGAGCAGAGCACAUCUGGUCGCCUAGUGCAGGAGGAAACCAAAAAUGAGGGAGCUGUGGCCCUGCAUGUGUACCAAGCGUACUGGAGGGCCAUGGGCAGCGGCCUGGCCAUAGCCAUCCUCGUCUCUCUGCUUCUCAUGCAAGCCACACGCAACGGUGCUGACUGGUGGCUGUCUCACUGGCUCUCUCAGCUGAAGGCAGCCAGGAAUAGCUCUCCGGAAGGCCCAUCUUCCUCCAGCCCAGGGUCCACAGGGCUCUUCUCCCCUCCGCUGCUUCUCUUCUCCUCCAGAAACUUCUUCCACACCCCACUGCUCAGAGCUGCUUCCAAUGGCUCCGCGGACGUCCACUUGUACCUCACCGUGUACGCCACCAUUGCUGGCGUCAACUCUCUCUGCACCCUCCUCCGGGCAGUGCUCUUUGCGGCAGGCGCCCUUCAAGCAGCUGCUACAUUACACCACCGCCUGCUGCAUCAGCUCCUCAAGGCACCCGUGACUUUCUUUGACUCCACGCCCUCGGGCCGGGUCUUGAACCGCUUCUCCUCAGAUGUAGCCUGUGUGGAUGACAGCCUACCCUUCCUCCUCAACAUCCUGCUGGCCAAUUCUGUAGGCCUGCUGGGCCUCCUGAUUGUGCUAGGUUCCGGUCUGCCCUGGUUGCUGCUGCUGCUGCCGCCUCUGGGCUUCAUCUACUACCGAGUGCAGCGCCACUACAGGGCGUCCUUCCGGGAGCUGCGGCGCCUGGGCAGCCUCACCCUGUCUCCGCUCUACACCCACCUGGCUGACACGUUGGCAGGCCUCCCGGUGCUCCGUGCUGCAGGGGCCUCUUACAGGUUUGAGGAGGAGAACCAGCGACUCCUGGAGCUAAACCAGCGGUGCCAGUUUGCUUCCUGUGCCACGAUGCAGUGGCUGGACAUUCGACUGCAGCUCAUGGGGGCAGCCGUGGUCAGCGCCAUCGCCGGCAUCGCCCUGGUACAGCACCAGCAGGGCCUUGCCAACCCAGGGCUGGUGGGCCUGGUGCUGUCCUAUGCCCUGUCCUUGACGGGCCUGCUCUCGGGCCUGGUGAGCAGCUUCACACAGACAGAAGGCAUGAUGGUGAGUGUCGAGCGUCUGGAGGAGUAUUCCUGCAACAUUCCUCAGGAGGCCCGAGGCCAGCCACUGCAGACACCCCAGCAGGGCAUCAGGUGGCUGACCCAGGGAAGCGUGGAGUUCCAGGACGUGGUGUUGGUAUAUCGGCCAGGGCUGCCAAAUGCCCUGGACAGGGUGACCUUUCGAGUGGAGCCUGGAGAGAAGCUGGGCAUUGUAGGCCGCACAGGCUCCGGCAAGUCUUCCCUGUUCUUGGUGCUCUUCCGGCUGCUGGAGCCUAGCGCAGGGCGGGUGCUGCUGGACGGCGUGGACACCAGGCAGCUGGAGCUGGCCGAGCUCAGAUCCCAGCUAGCUGUCAUCCCCCAGGAACCUUUUUUGUUCAGCGGGACUGUUCGGGAGAACCUGGACCCCCAGGGCCUCCAUGAGGAUGGGGCCCUGUGGCAAGCCCUGGAGCAAUGCCACCUGAGUGAGGUGAUCGUCGCUGUGGGUGGUCUGGAUGGAGAGUUGGGAGAGAGGGGCCGGAACCUGUCGCUGGGACAGAGGCAGCUGCUGUGUCUGGCCAGGGCUCUUCUUACAGAUGCCAAGAUCUUGUGCAUCGAUGAGGCCACUGCAAGUGUGGACCAGAAGACAGACCAGCUGCUCCAGCAGACCAUCGGCAAACGCUUUGCCAACAAGACAGUGCUGACCAUCGCCCACAGGCUCAACACAAUCCUAAACUCUGACCGAGUGCUGGUGCUCCAAGCUGGGAGGGUGGCAGAACUGGACUCCCCCUCUGUCCUGCGCAGCCAGCCCCAGUCACUGUUCCAACAGCUACUGCAGAGCAGCCAGCAGGGAGCCCCCCACUCCCUCCCUGCAGGAUGCUGAGCCUCCCACGGGGGUCUGUGCUCCUUCCCACCAGGGCUGCUUGUUUACAUUUCUCCUCUGAGGUUCUACCUCUCCUCCACUACCCCAGAUGGAAAAGGGCACCCUGGAUUCCCCAUGUAAACCACACACGGUGUGUUGAAGGCUGAGGCUUCCUCAGAACCGGCUCACUGUGGGCCUCUUUGCCCAGAAUUCUGGGCCAGUUUUUCUUCCAUAGAAGCCCACUUUUGUUUUCAUAAUUUUAUUUGAUAAAAUUCCUAUCUUACA